CUAGCUAGCCUACGGUACCGGUACCGUACGAUCGAGCAAUGUCACACGAUUGAACUCUCGCCUUUUCGACUCGACCUCUCACCGAAUCUCAACCGGAUCCACGUAUUUUCAGUAUUUAUUUUUAAUUUUUAUCCAUGAUUCUAUCUCAGCUGCAAUGAAGCCCUCACGUGCGUUAUUUGUGAUGUAUUUGACCCUCAUGGUUAUCAAGAACAGUGCAGAAAAUGGAGAUAUUAAUGAAAGUCUGACUCCGACGCAGUCAGCCGAAACCAAGGAGGAAUUGGCCGAAGCCAGGGGUGUAGAGCCAGAUGAUAAUCCGUUAGGCGAAGGAGAAGGCGCGGGCUGCGGCUGUGGGUCAUCUGCCCUGAAUAGGAACCACGGUCACGAUGAUGAGGACAAUUCACAUGAUCAUGUAAACGAAGAAGCUGCCUUGAAAUAUUCUUUGGAGGCAAAUGACCCUAUUCAUCAAUCUGAAGCAAAUUUUGCUGCCUUUCCAAGAACACAUCAAAUGAAUUACAUUGAAGGAGGGACAUUUCAAAUGGGGACAGAUUCAGCAAAAAUCUAUCUGGAUGGUGAAAGUCCAUCGCGAUUGGUCACUCUUGAGCCCUACUAUUUUGAUGUGUAUGAAGUUAGUAAUUAUGAGUUUGAAUAUUUCGUCAACACAACUGGUUAUUCAACAGAGGCUGAAAAUUUUGGAGAUUCCUUUGUUCUCGAAGCUAGGAUUAGCGAAGAAGUAAAGAAAGAUAUUUCUCAAGUAGUUGCUGCUGCACCUUGGUGGCUUCCAGUCAAAGGAGCUGAUUGGAGGCACCCUGAAGGGCCAGACUCUAAUAUCUAUGCAAGGAUGGAUCACCCAGUAACACAUGUAUCUUGGAAUGAUGCUACAGCAUACUGCAAAUGGGCUAAUAAGAGGUUACCCACAGAGGCUGAGUGGGAGAAUGCUGCACGUGGAGGGCUCAAAGAUAGGCUGUUUCCAUGGGGGAACAAGUUGAUGCCCAAAGGUCAGCAUAGGGUCAAUAUUUGGCAAGGGGAAUUCCCUACAACCAAUACUGCAGAGGAUGGUUAUGCAGGAACUUGCCCUGUUACAGCAUUUGAGCCUAAUGGAUAUGGCCUCUACAACACAGUAGGAAAUGCAUGGGAAUGGGUUGCUGAUUGGUGGACAACAGUGCACAGUCCUGAACCACAAAACAAUCCUGUAGGUCCUGAUGAAGGUAAAGACAAAGUGAAGAAAGGAGGAUCAUACAUGUGCCAUAUUUCUUACUGCUACAGAUACCGUUGUGAGGCUCGCAGUCAGAACAGUCCUGAUAGCUCUGCCUGCAAUCUAGGCUUCAGGUGUGCUUCUUCUUACCUUCCAGAAGAUGUCCCCUGCAACAAUUGUAACCAGUAAAAACCCUUGUGCUUCCUGCUAUGUUCAGUUACUAAAGAGCAAUCAUCUCCAUACUUAAAACCAUUUUUCUCCUUGGUUUCAUCUGACAUGGUGACACAAAAUUAUACUUUGUUCUGAAAGUUGUAAAAUGGGGACUAGGAUUGCAUUUCAUUUUGUCAGGUCCAUAAUUAAAGGUAAAGGGUAUAGUCCUGAGUUGUACUUAGGAUUCAUUUCUUCGGGUUUGUUGGCUGUAGAUAAAAGAUUAAUAGUUUAUUUAUAAUAAUUCCAUUUAGAAUGGCAAACACAAUUAUUGUGUGUUUAUGUAACAAGAUUAUGGUAUGUAGCAGUAAUCUUGAAAGCAUCUCAAUGUAACUAACUGAAUCUAGCCCACUUUUCAUGUUUAAAGGCCACCGCACAUCUUACGACUGUUCAUGAUCCAAAUUUGGAACAAAUCACAUUUUGCUCAUUUUCUGAAAAUGUUAAUGGAACAUAUCAUUUUAUUUGAGGUUAAAAUUA
Molecule: messenger RNA, 1876 nt
Organism: Lytechinus variegatus (green sea urchin)
Lineage: Eukaryota; Metazoa; Echinodermata; Echinoidea; Temnopleuroida; Toxopneustidae
Product: formylglycine-generating enzyme-like
Exons: 8
Coding region: 155-1381 (408 amino acids)
Cellular component (GO): endoplasmic reticulum
Source: RefSeq, a predicted model, not a curated record